UACUUGUUCCCAUAUCGUUAGUAUUGCCACAUGUAGGCUAAAAUGUCGGCUGCUUCGGUCCUCUCAUCGGUGUACGAGGGUACACGCGAAAGCAAUGGGGUAAUUCAAGCGCUGCUAACAGAUCUAUACCAAAUUACUAUGGCUUAUGCAUACUGGAAAAGUGGAAAGAUGGAUGACAGAGCAAUUUUUGAUCUUUUUUUUCGACGGAAUCCAUUUCAAGGAGAAUUUACUCUCUUUGCUGGUCUAGAGGAAUGUGUCAAACUCCUACAAAACUUUCGAUUUUCAGAGAGUGAUAUAAGUUACCUAAGAAAAGUUCUGCCGCCACAUGUGGAAGAUGAGUUUUUCCAGUAUCUUUCCAACAUGACAGCUAAUGCAGUCACACUUUCUGCUGUUGAUGAAGGGACAGUGGUUUUUCCAAAAGUACCUAUGAUAACAAUAGAGGGUCCACUGGCUGUUGUCCAGCUUCUGGAAACUCCUUUAUUGAAUCUUAUCAACUAUGCUAGUCUUGUAGCCACCAAUGCUAUGAGGUUUCGCCUGGCUGCAGGCCAGGACAAAGUUCUGCUGGAGUUUGGUCUACGUCGUGCACAGGGACCUGAUGGAGGACUCAGUGCCUCUCGCUACUGUUACAUGGGGGGAUUUGAUGGAACAAGCAAUGUGCUGGCAGGGAAAAUGUUUGGUAUCCCAGUGAAAGGUACUCAUGCCCAUGCUUUUGUCACCUCAUACAGGGACCUGAGAGAAGUCAAGUGCAGAAACCUUUUUCGAAAAGAUAACUUGGAAAAAGUGGAUUUUAUUGACCUCUGCUUAGUGUGGCAGCAGAAAUUAUCAUCAAUUCUCAAUUUUCUUGUUGAUCAAGUGAGUGAAGGAGAACUUGCAGCCUUCAUAUGCUAUGCCCAAGCUUUUCCUGACCAAAUGCUGGCUUUGAUUGAUACCUAUGAUGUCAUCAAGAGUGGUCUUCCAAACUUUUGUACAGUUGCCAUGGCACUGCAUGAGCUUGGUUACAAGCCUCGUGGAAUCCGACUUGAUAGUGGAGACCUUUCUUACCUGUCACGUGAAGUCCGCAAGGUGUUUAAAUUAGUUGCAAACUCAUUUGAUGUACCCUGGUUUGAGAGGCUGACCAUUGUAGCCAGUAAUGACAUCAAUGAAGAUACUAUUCACUCCCUCAAUACACAGGGACAUGAUAUUGACUGCUUUGGGAUCGGAACACACCUAGUGACAUGUCAAAAGCAGCCCGCACUUGGGUGUGUUUUCAAGCUUGUGGAGGUGAAUGACAAACCAAGAAUGAAACUAAGUGAAGAUGUGGAAAAAGUCACCAUUCCUGGAAGAAAAAAAGCAUAUCGCCUCUAUGGGCAUGAUGGCACAGCACUAGUGGACCUCAUGCUACAGCCUUCAGAGGAUCCCCCUUCUCUAGGACAGCGAUUUCUAUGCAGGCAUCCAACUAUGGAAUCAAAACGAGCAUAUGUAGUUCCAGCCGAAGUCCAACCACUUCACCAUGAAUACUGGAAAAAUGGCGAGGUUAUACGAGACCUACCAAAUCUUACGGAACUCCGCAAGAAAGCAUCGAAGUCCUUACAGACUCUCAGACAAGAUCAUAAACGCACACUCAACCCCACACCAUAUAAGGUGUCUGUCAGCUCCAACCUGUACACCUUUAUACAUGACUUGUGGCUAGAGAGUACACCCAUAGGAGAACUUUGUUAAUUGUAAAUCCCCACAGUGAGUUGCUGCUUCCUUUCCAUUUGAAGAAUUGUCACCGGUGGCAUCAUAGAAAAGUUUGGAUGUUUUAAUCACCAGAAGACUGCAAAUAAUUUGAGUCUGCAGAUUUUCUUUAACAAGCAAAACUCCCCUUUUUCCUCCUUUCCUCUUCAACCCCUCCCUUAUCCACAGCCUUUUCAUUUUUGUCUGCUUCUCUGUCUUUACCGUCUGUCUGCUGGGUAGUCUAGUGAUGUAGUUGUCACCAGUAUUGGUGAGGAUCAGGUGUCUUAGGUGGACAUCGCUGUUCUUAGGCAGCCAUAGUGGGUGGCAUAGUGUAAAAAAUUCUUCUGUAGCUUUUUGUCAUUCUCCAUCUCUCUAAUUUUUUUGGCAAUCUCAUUUAUGUUUCUGUUAGAAUACUGUCAUCUGUAUCUGAAAAAGAAAUGUUUGAAUGCAAUCAUGCAAUCAUAAUCUGUGAUGUUUUGCAUAAUUUGUAUUAUAAUAGUUUGGGGUUUUUUGGUUGAACUGGCUGUCAAAUAUUUAUUUAUAUAACACUAGUUUUUAACCAGCAUGUGUUCAUUUUCCACACUUUACAUGAUUUUAUUUUGUCGUGCUAAUUGAUAAUCUUCUGGAACAUCUUUGUUCCUCUUUUUUAUUGUGUUUUUAAAAUGCAUUGCUCACAUCAAUAAUGUUCAUUAUUUAGUGACAUGGAAAUUCUGAAAAAAAUAGACAAUCUGGAUGAAAAGAAAAACAUAAAGAAAGGAUAUAAUUUAGUUCCUGUAUGACUUCAUGAGUUGCCAUGGAUACAGCUUGCUUUGUCUCCUGUUAUUUAUGACUCAGGAAGCAAUGGAACAACCAUAACUUCUUAAACAGCUUAAGUACAUGCACUGACCUGUUUGCAUUUAUAAAUAAAACGGAGAUAUGUUGAAUCUAGCUAUGUACACCAAUUUUCUUUAUGUUGCAUUAGAUAUAUAAAUAUGACAAGCAUCCACUGUGCAUAUAUGUAAACUGAUGCUGUUUUUAUAUUUUUAAAACUAACUUUGAGCAUCAAAGUUAUUCCAAAAUAGAUAUUACUUUGUAUUUGUAAGUGUUUACUUACUUUGAUAUGCAAUGACUUGCCUAUAAGCUAAUGAACACCUUUUCUAUUACGUGAAUCACCUGUUGUAUUUGACAGCAUAAAUAGUACUAGUACUAUCAUAGUAUCUAAAUCAACUAUUAAUACUUAUCUAUUUGACAUCUCUCCUAAGAAUGUUGAUUUUGAAGGCCAGUGACUGUAUUCAAAACAAAUGCUACAUAAUUCAAAAAAUAAAGAAAAAAGAAUAUUUUGAGUAUAUACAGAUACCAUGUUUAUCACCAUUAAUUAUUUAUUUGCUAACUCAUUAACAAAAAAGUAAAAUCAAAACAGGACUUCAUAUUUUUUUUCCUGCUUUAAGCCCCUAGCGCAUAAAAACAAAUCUGAUACAUUUACCCUUACUUAAGCUUUACACUACAAUACAUUCCUGGGAUAGCAUCACACAUUCUGCCUCCGGACAACUGUGUUAGAAACCUAAUUAUCUAGUGUCAUGUCUGUAAACAAACAAAUCAUAAUAUACAUGUGUUGGACUGAGAACGUAUAGCCUGCACGUUCUCUAAGAAAAUGCUUAUCUGGAAACAAAUCAUGCAGACCAAUUUCAUUUUUUCUUUUAGAAGUCCAUGGAAAUGGCGUUUAAUACUUUGUAGAUGAUGAGAAUGUGACAGAUGUAUCAUCAUUGGUUGGCAAGUGUGCAGCUCAAGACAGACAACAUGUGCACUAGAAGCUGUCUUAUGAGCAACUGUAUGUAUAUAAGUGUAUUAGGUACAGAGGGUAAUAGUGAUCUGUGCAGUGAAGACCUAUCCAUGUAAAAAAAAAUAGGAUACCUCAUCAUUAACUAGUCAUGGCUUUCAAGUUAAAAUAAUGUCAGUUGAUUAAAAUGUACCAAAUCAGUAACAUCACAAAUGCACUUUAAAACUAAAUUAAAAUUUAAAAAAAAAACAGCAAAGCAUGAUGUCUGCUGGGUACAGUUGGCAGGAGGCAACAGGAAAAUGCAGGUAUCUAACCAUGAGUUGACAAAGCUUAUGCUUAUGGAUGGACUGCAGAAAGUAUACUUACUGAAGAAAUAUCAAGCAUCUAUAAGGCAGUCGACAGAAGAAAAAUAAAUUGCAUUUUCAAAUUAAAAACUGCCACCUCUGUAUCUACUUCUGUAAGAUCUGAAAACCUUUACAUUUUUUAAAACUUUUAAAUGGUUAUAUUUUUACAAUGGAGGGCAGUACAGGGUACAUGUAUUUGAGUUUUUUUUAAAGUAAACUAAUAUUUGAUGUUGCCUCAUUUGCAAAAACAUGGGCAAAAUAUUACAUUAUUUUGUUAUUGAGGAUUAUGUUAGAGAAUUUAAAGUUGUAUUUCAGUUUUGAGUACACCUGAAGUUCUUUGCUAUGACCUGUUUUACAUUCUAAGUCAUUACAUGCUCAUAUAUGUCCAAUUGAGAGUGCUCAUUUAAGAUAAAAGUUUGAUGAUAAUAACUGCAUGUGAAAUAUUACUCAUUCAUUUCAGAUAAUCAUUUGUAAGUCAACCCACCUAGCAUAAUCCUUUUCCUUCCCCAAUGGACCAUUAAGAUUUAUUGUUUUUAUGGAAAAUAUGUAUUUGUCAUAUUAUGAAAUCUGGAACUUAUAUGUAAUAGUCUGGACGUGUAUAAAUAUACACCAAUUGUGAAUUUUAUAUCUUAUCUAAUACAUAGCAACAUUUUCUUUAAAACUUGAACUACCUUCUAGAAUUCCUUGAUUACAGUAAAUUUUAAAGUCUGUAAUGCAAAUAAGAAAACAUUUAUUUCAUUGCUAUAGACAAAUGUAGAGUUUAUAUGCUAUAUAGAUUUUCAUAGUACAUUGCCUGUGUACUGUUAUUUUUUGUGGAGGUAAGGAUAUAUCCAGCAAUAUAUAUGCAAUGCCACUUUGGGUGUUUGUAAACUUCGUAUUUCUCAUGGAGAAAGACAUUUUUUUUAAAUAAUGUUUUUUUCCAAGCCACACUUGGCUAUAAUAAUAAUAAUUUAGUGUUUUUUUCUAGCAUCCAAUUUCAGAAAAAAACCUGAAAUAUACAUGAGUUCCUCAUAUUCCAUAUGGAGAAUGCUGUUUAAGUGCAGAACCAUUAUAUGAAGGUCAGACAAGAAAAAAGAAAUUUAUUGGAAUGCUAAUGCACUACUUUUUCGUGGAUUAAUAAAUGUAACAGCACAAUUUAGAUAUAUUAUAUUAGCAAAUGUGCACAUUUUCUAGCAGCAUGCACUUUCAUAUUUUAAAAUAUUCCUUUAUUUACUUAUAAGCAGCAUAUGUAUCCAUUUAGAAUUAAAAUUACUGUAAGAUAUGAAAUGUUUUUGAAAUGUAGUAAAAAUCAUGGACUCCUUCUAAUGCACAUUUUUUUAAUUCAAUUUAUAAUAUAAGGACCAUUAAGUCAGGUGCAUAUAUAUUUACAUAUUUGUUUAAAAUAAGCAAUUUUUGUUAACUAAAUUAUUGUGCAUACAGUGCCUUUCCUAAAUAUGAAAUCUUUGCAACAUGAAGAUUAUGAGGCUACAAAAAAUGUGUGCCAUAUAUUCCAAGUACAGAACCUUUUGCAGCAGAAAUAAAUAAUCUUUAAAUAAAAUUAACUAAUGUUUUGAACCAAAGCUGCAUUGGAUUUAAUAGGACAUACCAUGUUUUGUGCAACAUUACUACAACAUCAAGUUUUUUAAAUUCCCCUGGCAUCUGGCUUCAGUUAUGUGAUUUUUUUAUGGUGGGUCAGCCACUUGUCUUAUGCAAAUGUCUGUUAUUUAAAGUGGUGGAAAUAAAACAGUUUUAUGUGAGUGCCCCAGUUUUUUCUAUUUUUAGCCAUUUAAUUUUGUUUAGACCUGUCUUGUGUAUGUGUGUGUGUUUAAGUUUGGGGAUGUCAGGAAUUGGAAAUAAAAUGUAGAAGACUGGACUAAUUAAGAAAGUGGUGAGGAGGUUUAUCUGAAAAUGAAAGGAUAACUGAAACCUAAUUUAGCAAGACAUAAAGAGAAUAAAAUCAUUAUAUUUGUCCCACUACUCUUUCAGGUACCUGCAUGAUACACUAUACAACAAUGUGAUUGGCCUUUUCUCCAGUCCCACCGCAAUAAACAUGUUAUUCAUGCUUUGGAGAGAAUGAAUCCCAUUAAAAAGGAUAAAUAAGUUGAAGGCUAGUGAAUACCUGCUGAAGCAUAAUACAUUCUGACUGGACUGGCUUGUUUGUACAGAAUGUGAAAUUCCAAUGAACAAGAAGUCAGGGACCUUUUAAGGAAACAUGGAAGAGAUAUAUGGGUAGUAAUGUUAUCAUAGGGCGAAGAAAUGUUAAGAAACAGGUUUGCUAAUCAAAAGAAAAUCUUAUUUUAUUUGCCUGUUUACAGCUGCUUUAUUUUAAAGCAUUUGGAGUGUAAUUAUAAUUUUCACUGAUUAAACAUGACAUUUAUUCCUUUGUUCACCUGUAUGUGAUGCAAUAGAAGUUAGAUUGCUGAGUCACUGACUGACAUUAGACCGCCUUAGAAAUUGUCCUGGUUCUUGUGGUCUGUAGCUGGCUUGAAAGAAGAAUGCUACAUCGUGCAUAGUUUAUUCCUUGUUACUCCUGGAGGAUUGUAGGGCUGCAACAUUGUGCAUAGUGGGUUCAUUUCUUUCUUAAAUUGUGCUGUUAUUUGAAAUGGUUGUAUAGCUUUAAUGUCCACUCUGUUUUAACAUGGAAUGGUAUAUUUUGCUUAGAGACUAACAGUAGUUUGUCUCAUUAGCAUACAGUCAUAGUAAAUUAUAUAUUUGUAUAACCAUUACAAAUGCAUGUUGCUCCUUCGCCUUUAUUGUUGAUUUUUGAUAUUGUCCAUUGCCUAAAUCUUAAGAGAAAUGUUUAAUUCUGCUCUUUCCUUGAACAGUGAUGUUUGCGUCUUUGUGUACUUAAGAUUAAGGAAAAUCUUUUUAGAUGCAAUAGAGUUCAAGAAUGUACCCUGUGAUGAUUUAUACUGUUUAACAACUUUGUGGUUGGAUUGAAAGACUGUUUCUUAAUCAAGCGUAGAUUUGGAAAUCUUUUUAUUUCGAUCUUAAUAUUUUUGGUAUUUUAGAAAGUGUAUGCUGUCAAUAGACACUAGCAGCUAGCUGCAUAUGCAUUUUCUUGGCAAUUCUGAUUGGUAAAUAAAAAUAUUUUUUAAUUUUGAGAUUAUUUAAAAUUCAUAAACCUUUCUAGUUGUUUUACAAGCAUUUAAAUUGCUUUUGUUAUUGCUAUAUCUUUAUUGUACAUAACAAGCAGCAGUUAUCUUUUAUAGCUCUAUAAAAACCGGCAGAACAUCUGCAUUUCAUUACUGCCUACAUAUUAUGAUCUAGGUGCAGUCUAGAACAUAUACAUAAUCAAAGACCUUAUCAGUUCUAUAUCAAACCGUUAACCAAUCUUCAUAAAAUAUGCAAAUCAAUGUUCAAAAUAUUCAUCUUCAUAAUUGAUUUGUUGUCUACACCUAUCAAAAUCUCUUUGUUUGUAACCCUUGCAGCAGGGAAAGUUUUUAUUUACUUUUUUUUUGUUUACAUAUUUUUGGUGAUGUGGGUGCCAUUGAUGGGUUUUGCAAAGCGUGUUGUUAUACCUAACCUGCGAAAUUCCUGUCAGAUCAGUUCGAGGUGUUUGUGCCUUUAACAGUGAAUGUGAACUUUUUUUUUUUUUUUGUCUGCUUUGUGACAGCAUUUUACAUGAUAUUCAGUGGCAUAUUGAAUUAUUUUGGCAAUCCUUUGAGUACUAUUUAACAUUUAAAUAUGCCGUCUAUCUCCAGCAGUAGGAAUAGGUAACUUUGUUGUGUUUAAGUCAGGCAUUACUACACAAAGUGAAACAGCUGUAAUUUCAUUACUAUAUAUUUAUUACUUCCCUGUUACAGAAUUAUUGGAAUAAAGCGUAAUAAUUUCAUAAAUUCACUUACCAUAAACUUUAAGACUCUUAGGGUUAUGUUUUCAACAUUAUCAGCAUUUGUCAUAUCCUUGAUGCUUUGUCAUUUUUAAUCUCUUUUUCUCUUCUUUAACGAUAAAGUUUAUUUUGCUCAUAUUGAUUGCUUGGAAAAAUUGCAUGCCAGCGGUAGCCAAUUAUUUCUGUUUUCAGAAACAUAUAAAAAGCUAAAGCUUAUGUGAUAAUGUGAGAAUCUUCAGUUGUUGGCACUUUUAAUUGCUGUUGCUGCUGCUUCUUGUUGCAGCUAUGAUGUGGAAAGAUGAAAAAAACGACACAGUUGAUUUUUGUUGCUGAAUGGUUUCUUUGCUUGGGAUUUCUGGCUAAAUGUAUUAAGUUCCUCUGUUCAUUGUUUUAUUCCUUAUUUGGCUCACCCAUACCAUAAACAGAAUGAUUAAAUA
Molecule: messenger RNA, 8043 nt
Organism: Pomacea canaliculata
Lineage: Eukaryota; Metazoa; Mollusca; Gastropoda; Architaenioglossa; Ampullariidae
Product: nicotinate phosphoribosyltransferase-like
Exons: 15
Coding region: 43-1698 (551 amino acids)
Biological process (GO): NAD+ biosynthetic process
Molecular function (GO): nicotinate phosphoribosyltransferase activity
Source: RefSeq, a predicted model, not a curated record